UCAAUAAGAACCGAAAUUUCAUGAAAGAAAAGCUUUUUAUGUAAGCCAUGAUUGAUUUUCUCCUGAUAAAAAGAUGGGAUUUUUACCUGUGUUUUGGGAUGAGUAACAAGUUUUUACUUGCUCUAAUGUUUUCAACUACCUUAAAAUCAAAAGAAGCCUUAAAAAUCACUGUUGGGUUCCAUCACUAAUGAAUAAAAAAUGAAAUCAAGAUGAAAAAGAUUUGUUUUUUAUGGAAAUCAAUUGGGGCUCAGUUUUGUUUGGUGUUCAUUUGGGUUACUAAAAAAAACUUUACUUUCAUCCUUUUUUGUUUAUCUUUUAUUGGGGUAAUCUAAUUUCUAUGUUAUAUGAGUGUAAGUUCUUACUGUAUGCCCUGAAACAAGUUCAAGCUAGUGACAAAAAGAACAAGCAAAAUUAGGGAAAGAAUCAAGCUUUAGCCUUGUUUUCAUUUUUGCUAUAUGGCUAAACCUUGUUUCCACUCAAAUUCUUCCUUAGGUGGCGUUUGGUUGGAGGACAAAGUUUGUGAUACAUGUGGUGGUAAUAAUCAUCGUGCCAAUUUUUUACUUGUAACUUGUUCUAAAUGUUACAUAACUUCUGAACAUGUUUAUUGCAUGCGAAGAGAAAUAGAGCACAAGGUUCCCGAAGAUUGGGUCUGUGAAUCGUGCCAAUCUGAUAGUGACUCGGUUUUGAUGGAAACUAAGGAGACUGAGGAUGUUGCUGAACAAGAUAAUUUGAAUGUUCAGCUUGAUACGUCGGGGCUUGAGAGGAUUAAGAAGAGAUACAAUUUUCUUGGUAAUCUCGAGCUAAGGAUGGGCAACGGGGAAGAUGCGCAGGCUUGUUGGCCGGGUGGAGCAUGGAGUGCAUGGAGUGAAUAUCAUAGUAGUGCAGGGGUAGUCCUUCCCCUUAGACAAUACUUUAUCGAUUUUUGUGAUUAUUUUGGAAUUGCCCCAUUUCAGCUCGCUCCCAAUAGUUAUAGAAUCCUAUCCACUCUGAAGGUGUUGUACCAUCAGAAAGGAUGGCCAACUCCUAGCCCAGAGGAGAUUCACUACAUGUAUAUUUUGAAAGCCAAUCCUAUUCGCGAUAAUCGCAAUAAUACAGAUGGCUUUUACUAUCUAAGCACUUGGCCUUAUGCUUCUGGAAACUUGGUUACAGACAUCCCUAGCCAUGCAGGUCCAUACAAGAAAAGCUUUUUCUUCACUACAGCCAUCAAAGCCGAAAACCUGAAUUUUCAACAAGUUGGGCCAUUCAAGCGAUCCAAGGUUGAUAACGAGAUAAUCAGUCGAGUUGAGCAAAUCAGCAAGUUGCCUUCAGAGGAGAAGAGUUCAAAAGUCUUGCUUACUGAUGAUAAUCUUCGUGAGUGUGGUCUCUUUGAUAUGUCACAUUCUCUUGGUUUGUCUGACUCUUGUCGCCAAGCUGGUUCUCGCUUUAAGAAGGCAUAUCAUGGGCCUGUCCCUCGAUUCAAUCUUCCUAUGGAGCUGCAUUGCUCUCCAGCAAACAUAGAUAUUGUUGAGGAUUCUGAGGAGACUUUGGAUGAUCUUCCCCAAUGCGAGGAAGCUAACAACGAACUUGAGAUUAUCCCAACGGUCUGUGAGGAUGACACUCACAUUGAAUCCCCCGAACAAGGAUUGAAGCAUAAACAUGAUUGCUCGAAAGAAUCAUCAAUAAUUAACCAUGAGCUCGAGAGCUCGGAGGGAAGCAUGGAUAUAUUUGAUUGUUUCUCCACACCUAUUGUCAACUUGAAAAGAAAGAAGAAGAGAAAAAGAGGUAACAUGGAUAUAUAUGCUUGUUUCUCCAAUCCUAAUGUUGACUCGAAAAGAAGGAAGAAGAGAAAAAUAACAGCAGGGACCUGCAGGGACACUUCAAGGAAAUCAACAGCCAAAACUCCUGCAGCGACCAUCUCUUCCAAGGCUGCGAUUAGGACUCCCGAGCAAGUGCUAAUGGAAACUGCGCAAACUGAGUUGGUACCUGCUCGCUCUCGAGCAAUGUCUGAUGUUCUCGAGAGUGUACAGGCCUUUGCCACCCCUAUGGUGAAUGUUUUCGAGAAAGAAGUUGGAGACAACUUGAGCAAAGACGGGUUGUGGAUUGACUCUGAGGACUUAACUGAUCUUGCUCUCAAGCAGCAGAGCUUGAUGAGCUUGACCACUGCGGUAGCGUUCCAACAAGCUAAACUUAUGAAAUCCUGCCAGAACAAACUAAAUGGUCAGGAGAAAGAGCUGAUUAAAUUGAAAGGAGAGCUUGGAGAGACAAGAAACGAGCGGGACCUUGUUCAACAAGAACUUCAAACUUUAAAGAAGAAUUUCGGGGAAAAACUUAAGGAAGAAGUGAAUUCGGUUGCUGCUCCUUUAAAAAGUGAGAUUCAGAUUCUCCAGGAAAAACUUUCCAAGGCUGAGGCUACCGAGACUUCACUAAGGAGUGACCUCAAGGGACGAGAUGAACAAGUCGAAGAGCUUCGAAUGACACAAAGGCUUAAUCUUGAGGAGUUCAAGAAGGAAAAGACCAAGCUGAAAACCCAACUGAAUGACAUGUCAAUGAAUGUGUUCUACACUUGUUGGAAGCACAAUCGAGAUGGCGAUUAUAGCUUUCUUGGGAGCAAACUCAAGAAGUGCAUGGCGGACUUUAAGAAACGGUUGGCUGAUGAGGAAGCUGCUGCUGCUGAUAGUGAGGAGGAUGAAACAAGCUCAAUUCAAGAACUGAGCUAAAUCUUGAAAUCAUUUUUUUGUGUUUCAUUAUUUUCUUUAUGUAUUAGUGCAAUAAAGGACUUUGAACAUUUGAAUGUUGUAUAUACAAUUUUAAAAAUAUGUAAUUGUAUUGCUUAAAGUUGUUCUCAAGUAUCAAUAUUUUGUUAAUAAAAAUAUAUAUUAAGUA
Cannabis sativa is the source of this 2862-nucleotide messenger RNA. RefSeq lists its product as uncharacterized. The coding region runs from base 456 to 2696 and encodes 746 amino acids. NCBI's taxonomy places the organism in Eukaryota, Viridiplantae, Streptophyta, Magnoliopsida, Rosales, Cannabaceae. The transcript has 7 exons. The record is from RefSeq and is a predicted model, not a curated record.